AUGAGCGUUGACAAUCGCCCUAGACUGCCAGUACUGCCAGUGCUCCUGCUGCAGAAUGCUUUCCUGUCAGCGCUCAUCGCCCUCCACCCGAAAGGGCCUGUGAAGCUAGCAGCAUUCGCAAUAUACACCUACAGUCUCGGACUGGUGCUCACCAGUACCACCGGGGAUCUUCAGCAGAAUUAUUCUCUUGGCUGCUCCUUCGCAUCGCAGUUCUUCACCGCAUUCCACCUCCUGUGGCUUACGGACCCCUUGAACGACCUGCGCCACGAGCGCGAAUAUAUUGCGCCUCCAGCGCUACCGUUCCUGCGCCGAGUGUAUUGGGCAUCAUGCGUCAUGUCCAGCCCACGCGGAGUAGGAUGGAAUUACCAGGUCGCAAACGUACCUCCUCGUCCUAGCGAACCACGCUGGACGUUUGUGCGCUAUCAGCUACUGUGCGCAUUCAGAUGGUACUUGCUCGUCGACCUCGCACAGACCUACCAGCGCUCCAACCCAUCAUUCUCCCAGCAUGAUGCCAACCUGUUCUCUUUGAGCGCCCAAGACUACAUUCAGCGAUGCGUCAACAUCGUCGCGCGGUUUAGCCCGUCGUAUGGGAUGAUCGCCAUGCCCUAUUGUCUGCUCUCCGCGCUGUCCGUCGCCAUGGCAUGGUCCCUGCCCAGGGACUGGCCCACCGUGUACGGAGCGUGGGCCGACGCACACACACUGCGGCGAUUCUGGGGGCGCACCUACCAUCAGUUGCUACGCCGUUACACUGCGUCAAUGGGCAAGGCGUGCUGCCGCCUGCUGGGACUGCGCCAGGGCUCCUGGGCGUCGUCGUACACGCAAUUAUAUGUCGGGUUCGCGGUGUCGGGCCUAAUGCAUUGCGGCGGCGACUUCAUGGUCAGCCCGAAGCUGUUCGGGGCGUCGUUCCCGUUCUUCAUCGCCCAGGCAGCGGCGAUCUCACUCGAGGACGCGGUCGUUGGCUUGGCGAAGCGGACCGGUAUGCAGGCGCAGUGCCCGGAUGGCCUUGCGCACGCGCUUGGAUAUGUGUGGGUGUUCGUGUGGCUGAACAUAUCGAUGCCGUUGUACCUCAACUGGUCGAUGCGUGCGGGGGUGAUUGACACGAGUCGGAUGCCUUUCUCGCUGGUGACGAUGCUUGUCCCUACUAUCACGACUGGUGCGGCGCGGCUCCUGUCCUUGACAGCACUUUCUGUAAAGGCGUGA
This is a messenger RNA of Postia placenta MAD-698-R-SB12, 1200 nucleotides long. RefSeq lists its product as hypothetical. Bases 1 to 1200 code for a protein of 399 amino acids. The transcript has 4 exons. NCBI's taxonomy places the organism in Eukaryota, Fungi, Basidiomycota, Agaricomycetes, Polyporales, Adustoporiaceae. The record is from RefSeq and is a predicted model, not a curated record.